Ochotona princeps (American pika) is the source of this 618-nucleotide messenger RNA. RefSeq names its product keratin-associated protein 27-1. Gene Ontology annotation, cellular component: keratin filament. The transcript has a single exon. Lineage: Eukaryota; Metazoa; Chordata; Mammalia; Lagomorpha; Ochotonidae. Gene Ontology annotation, molecular function: structural molecule activity. Bases 1 to 618 code for a protein of 205 amino acids. The record is from RefSeq and is a predicted model, not a curated record.
AUGGCUCUCAGCCACUGCCACUCCCUUGGGAGCUUCAGUGCCCCCCAACUCUCAGCCAUCAUCCAUGCCUCCAACCCUAUGAGCUUCGACGAUGGGUUGUGUUUGCCCAGCAGCUGCCAUGGCAGAACCUGGCUCCUGGACAACUUUCAAGAAACCUGUAGUAAAACUACCAGCUGCCAAUUGACCAGUUGUGAACAGAACCUUUCAACUGGAGACUCUUGCAAGCAAAGAACCUGUCUUCCCACAUGCGUUCAAACAACUUCUUCCAUUUCCAAGCCGUGUGAAAAGGUAGCAUGCCAGUCGCAAAGUCUGCCAGCAGUGUCCUCGGAGUGUGCUUCUCAGCCUUGCCAGUCAGGAAAUAGCCACCAACUGGGCUUUGCAGCCCCGAGCCGCCAGCCUGCGAGCUACAUGGCAAAGUGCAGUGCACCCAAGACUUCUUUGUUCAAGAAACACCAGACACUGCAAUGUGAAUCUACGCAGUGCCAGAGUCAGAACCCUGAAUCCAGCUCCUGUGGACUUGUGGUGAAUGUGGCACUUGAGCCGCAAAAGCAGGACUCUCCUUGUGCAUAUGAACCGACUUGCUGUAUUACUGGAGGUUUGCAAUCACCUAGUAAGUGA